Molecule: messenger RNA, 947 nt
Organism: Aspergillus caelatus
Lineage: Eukaryota; Fungi; Ascomycota; Eurotiomycetes; Eurotiales; Aspergillaceae
Exons: 1
Coding region: 61-363 (100 amino acids)
Source: RefSeq, a predicted model, not a curated record
GUUCCUUCACUCUCCCCUUCUAUUAUUUGAUACACUUUCUAAUGAUGAUCUCGAGAACUUAUGACGACAUUGGCCAUGACUUUUGUUGCAGGCGCUACUCCAUAUUGCCUUACUAACGCUACAAGUUUAGAACCUCCUAUCUUGUCCUACGUCUGUUUAUUGAUAUAUUCAUUCUCGUUGUUUUCAUCCGCCCCUUCUUCUUGCGAAGGAAUUAUCCGGGAGAUGAAAAUAAUUACUGAUCUCCUUCCUCACCCUCAUCAUCAUCAUGACCCAACGGGUGGCUCUCAUCUGACCACUCGCCACCACGACCGUAAAGCGAUUCAAUGUGGAAAAGGCCGUGAUUGGGUCCCAAUCCUGGUUUAGCCUUACCGCGCGUGAUCCCGUCUGUCGGCUCAGGAUUCUCCAUACUAACUAAAGACAGCUUUGAAGAUACGUAUUGUUUAUUUUCUGCUUUAGCCGUGUGUAUCUUUCUUUUUCUCGUCAUUCCUGUCACUAUAUUCCAAUCAGGGCCUUCUAAUGUUGUUGUCUCCUCAGGAUAUUGUUAAUCGCAUCCUUUCUUUUAUCUCUCGUUCUUAUGUUGCUGCUGUCGUUAUCCUUAUACUGUUCUUGCUGGUAUCACCUCGAGUAGGCGUGAAUGUCUGAUGGAAUCCUUCGCAAACUGCCCAUGACGGUCGAUGAUGAUAGAAUGAGCCUAGAGAUGUUGGGAAAGGAUGAACACGGUAGGCAGAAACCUAGCAUUGGUAUCGCCGCUAGUUUCAUCCUCUCUUGCUAAUUACAGCAAUACCGCAUCCGUGACGGUGAAAAUAACUUGAUCUAAUCUGAUGGCCAAUCGGUUCUGCUGCUUUCCUACAAUUUUUUGAUCCAAAGUAGUCCCGGAAGUCAAUAUAUUUUUUAUUUCAGAUAUGUCGAGUAUAUCGAAUUAUGUUGCUAGAGCCCGUAUAGAGUUA